Molecule: messenger RNA, 1050 nt
Organism: Colletotrichum karsti
Lineage: Eukaryota; Fungi; Ascomycota; Sordariomycetes; Glomerellales; Glomerellaceae
Product: Pex19 protein family
Exons: 4
Coding region: 1-1050 (349 amino acids)
Biological process (GO): protein import into peroxisome membrane
Cellular component (GO): peroxisome; peroxisomal membrane
Source: RefSeq, a predicted model, not a curated record
AUGGAGAAAGACGCUGGCUCCGCCGGCGCAGCCAAACCCGACGAGACGAAGAGCGCUGCGCCUGCGCCUGCGCCUGCAGUCGAGGAGAAGAAGCCGGAUGAAGUGAUGGAGGAUGUUCCGGAUCCUGACGAGGAUGAUUUGGACGAUCUCGAUGACAUGCUCGACGAGUUUUCGGCGGUGAAGGUGGACACGAAGAAGCCGGAACAGCCAGCCGCGCCCGCUGCUACUGGUCCUGGGAGGCCCGCGACGGUUGAAAACGAGGCCGAUAACAGUAACUUGGAGGACAAGAAUCUGGAAGACAUGCUAUCCUCCGACGACUUUGCCAAGCAGCUCCAAGCGGGCAUGGCGGAUCUAAUCGGAGAGUUGGAGAAAAACCCGGAGAUGCAGGCACAGUUCGAUACCAUGUUUAAGCAGAUCAACGCGGCUGCACAGGAAGCCGAACCGUCCCCUCAACCACAAGCAUCAGCAUCAGCAUCAGCAGCACCACCUCGGCCAACAUCCUCUUCUAGCAAGGCAGCGACGUCGGACCCUAUUGCGGACGGUUCGUUCCAGGAGACGAUUAGAAAGACAAUGGAGCGAAUGCAAGCAUCUGGCGAACAGGCAACGGCCGCGGCUGCGGAGUCGUCCACGGAAGACUUCCUUGCUGAAAUGAUGAAGCAACUUGGCGACGGAAAUAUGGAUGGUGCAGGCAGCGAAGAAGAGUUCUCCAAAAUGCUGAUGGGCAUGAUGGAUCAGCUCACCAAUAAGGAGAUUCUGUACGAACCUAUGAAGGAGCUGAACGACAAAUUCCCCGAAUGGCUGGAGAAGAACCGAGAAAAGACUCCGGCAGAAGACCUCAAGCGAUACGAGGAGCAGCAGGCUUUGGUCAAGGAGAUCGUUGCCAAGUUCGAGGAUAAGAAAUAUGCAGACUCGAACCCGGCGGAUAGAGAGUACAUCGUGGAUAGGAUGCAAAAGAUGCAAGCCGCCGGGUCGCCACCUUCGGACUUGGUUGGAGAUAUGCCGUCAGCACAGGAAGCCUUCAACGCCGACGAAAGCUGCAAUCCGCAAUAA